Molecule: messenger RNA, 1819 nt
Organism: Setaria italica (foxtail millet)
Lineage: Eukaryota; Viridiplantae; Streptophyta; Magnoliopsida; Poales; Poaceae
Product: probable serine/threonine-protein kinase At1g01540
Exons: 7
Coding region: 78-1646 (522 amino acids)
Biological process (GO): protein phosphorylation
Molecular function (GO): protein kinase activity; ATP binding
Source: RefSeq, a predicted model, not a curated record
CUAGAAAAAAAACCCUAAUUAAAUAGGCAACCGAACCAAAACUGAGAGCUUCCACGGCUCAGCGUCGGCGCGCAGCCAUGACUGCUCCGCCGAGGACGCCACCCCCGCCCACCGCGCGGCCCGUGGCGAGCGGCUCCCCGCACCGCCACCCCCGUCCCCCUCCCGCUCCGCGCCACCAUCUCCACCCGCAGCACAAGCAGCAGGGCGCCACGACGACGUCCGUGCUGGGCGUCGGCGUCCCGAACGCCUGGCUCUCGCAGCGCACCCCCGUCCUCGGCCUCCGCGCCUGGGUCCUCGUCGCCGCCGGCGCCGCGGCGGCCGCCCUCGCCCUGCUCUGCCUCGUCUUCUGCCUGUGCCGCCGCUGCCGCCGGCAUCGCCCCCCUCGCCUCGCCCCGAGCGCGCACCGCCCCGGCGCCAGCAGGUCACUCAGGCACCGCGUGCACGCGCAUCAUGAGGCGGUGGCAAUGCCGCCGGCCAAGGACGUCGAGGAGGCCUCCGCCCGGUGGCGCCCGCCGCCGUUCGAGCCGCCGAUCGAGGUCAUCAAGGCGGAGCAGAAGGCGCCGCUGAUCCUGGCGGAGCAUUUCGCGAGGACGAGCGGCGAGUCGGCGACGAGCAGAAGCGGCGAUGGCGGAAGCACCGACAGCGGCGGCGGCAGCGACGCGGAGGUUCCCGAGGCGGCGCGGCGCGGGUGGGGCCGGCGGUACACGCACCGGGAGAUGGAGGAGGCCACGGGCGGGCUCGCCGCCGCGAACGUGAUGGGGGAGGGUUGCUACGGUGUCGUGUACAGGGGCGUGCUCCGGGACGGCACCGCCGUCGCCGUCAAAAACCUCCACAACAACCGGGGCCAAGCAGAGAAAGAUUUCAGGAUGGAGGUUCAGACGAUCGGGCGUGUCCGGCACAAGAAUCUGGUCAGUUUGCUCGGCUACUGCAGCGAAGGAGCAUGCAGGAUGCUUGUUUACCAGUACAUGGAGAACAGUAAUCUGGAUAAGUGGCUGCACCACGAUGACAGUGAAAUCAGUCCACUGACCUGGGACAUCAGGAUGCGCAUACUCCUUGGAACGGCCAAAGGGUUGGCCUACCUUCACGAAGGGCUGGAGCCCAAGAUAGUUCACCGCGACAUCAAAUCCAGCAACAUUCUUCUCGACCAGCAGUGGAACGCCAAGGUGUCGGAUUUCGGGCUCGCCAAGGUUCUCUGUUCUGAGAGAUCCUACGUAAACACGCGGGUCAUGGGAACGUUCGGGUAUGUGGCACCGGAGUACGCGAAAACCGGAAUGCUGACCGAGAGGAGCGACGUUUACAGCUUCGGAGUGCUGGUCAUGGAGGUCAUAACCGGCCGGACUCCGGUGGACUACACAAGACCAGCCGAUGAGGUGAACCUGGUGGAGUGGCUGAAGCACAUGGUCGCCGAGCGGAGGGUGGAGGAGGUGCUGGACCCCAGGCUGCCGGAGCCGCCGCCGUCCAAGGCCCUGAAGCGGGCGAUCCUUGCCGCGCUCCGGUGCGUCGACCCGGAGGGCAGCCAGAGACCCACCAUGGCACAUGUGGUUCAUAUGCUCGAAGACGACCAGAUACAGCGAGACGAAUUCAAGCUCGCCAGGGAUCUGUCCCCUCGGGAGUCAGAUAGCUACGAGCGCGAGCACUGCAGAUGAAUGGAGGCUACGCGAGGCAGGGUGACAGUGACACAGUAUGGGACACUGUGAUGGUAAUAGCGAAAUGUUUUGGUACCAGUUGAGAAUUGAGAUCUCCUCUCAUGUACGACUGUCUACUCUGUGACAGCGCGGUGGUUAAUAACACAAGUAUACGGUGUUCUUGAAACCAACAA